Molecule: messenger RNA, 1776 nt
Organism: Nematostella vectensis (starlet sea anemone)
Lineage: Eukaryota; Metazoa; Cnidaria; Anthozoa; Actiniaria; Edwardsiidae
Product: neuronal pentraxin-1-like
Exons: 5
Coding region: 449-1498 (349 amino acids)
Source: RefSeq, a predicted model, not a curated record
AAGUUACACAAUUAGAGGCCUCAAUGCAGACGCACUAUCUUGAUAUGUUCCGGGGAAAAGUGGUCUAACUUAAUUUAAAGUAGAGAAGAAGCGGGGAGUCCUUGUAUGAUGAACUUUAUCUAGCUGCGAAGGAGAGUAGACUGACUCUAGAAUUACAAAGAUACUUCAAAACAAGGUUUGAUGCUGUUUCACAUGAUUAACCAUGAACAAGAAUGGAAAAUCAAGAAAAAGCUAUAAAAGUUUUAUUUAAACUUUAGACUGUUAGUCGCUUCCAUCCCAUUUUUUGCAUUGGAAUGUAAACAAGACUACUUUGCAAGGAGACCCCGCAUAGCUCGACACGGAAGAAAUUGAGUUCUGCAAUCAAUAUUUCAUUGCGCCGAUAUGAUGAGCAGUGUGUUCUAUCAUGUGCUAGGUCUAAAGGAUCGCUGAGGAAGAAGCUACUGACAUUAUGGUCGUUUUCUUGAGUUUUUUAACAAUCCUUUUCACUGCUAUUUUGGCGAAUUCGGCCGCAACAGAUGGAUGUCGUUCUGUAAGGUUCCUCGAGGAAAGCAAAAACAAAACACUGAAAGGCCAUGUUAUUGCUACCAUGACAACAAGUAGCGCUGAGACGUGCGAGAUCAAGUGCCAUAAGAGUCCAGACUGUCAAUCACUGAACUACUCCCCAGUUUCCAAGAUAUAUGAGCUGAACUCUGUCAAUCACGAGACACACGCUGAUGACUUGGAGGACGUCAAUGGCGCAGUCUACCGCGCAGUGAAGAGCGCAUGUUCGGGGGUCACGUGUCCAUUGGCCAACAUGACGUGUCAAACGGGGUUCGGGGGAGAGAAGGCGGCGCGCUGCGUCUGCCCGAGGUGCUACGCAGGAGACAAAUGUGAAAAGGAACUGACCCAGCUUCAGUUUCCCGCCAGCGAAGGCCACAGUCGUCACGUGACAUUUCCUAUGCGAAGAAACCUGACAGCUUUGACGGUCUCCCUCUGGAUUCAGAACGUGCAGCGAAAUCUGGCACUUCAGUCGUUGAUCAGUGUCGCAACGAAAGAUGACUAUAACGCCGUUCUCAUCUAUCUCACCGACUCACCCAGACUCGAAUUCUCUUCUUAUGACAGUUUCGUUACUUAUGAUUUCAAUCUUUAUGACGGAGAGUGGCACCACAUCAUCUUCACAUGGGAAAACAGCGAGGGCGAGUAUCAGAUCUAUAUUGACGGUAACAAGAUCAAAUCCAACAAAAAUAAAAGAGUUGGGUAUGCUAUCAAACAAGGCAUUCUGUCUCUCGGACAGGAGCAAGACAGUUACGGCGGAAAUGGAGGCUUUGACAAGAAUCAAUGCUAUCGAGGGAACAUAACCGGCGUUAAUAUAUGGGACCAGGUCCUGCCUGAUGAUGAUAUAUUGGCCCUAGCGAAUAAGUGCCCUUCCGGUGUAGGGAACGUCGUCAGCUGGGAUGCCUUGGUGUCACUAGCGGAGGAUGAUCUGAAGGGGUGCCCGCAAGAGUGUGGCCGAGGAUAGAAAACAACGACGUUACAGGAGGGGUCAGAGACCUCAAAGAGGUCAUAUUUUGCAGUUUUUGAAAAGCAUAAGUUUUAAGACCGCUUGUAUGAAACGUUUUUCUUAGAACGUUUCAUACAGCACAUUAAAAACACGUAGAAAAUACGCCAACUCUGAAAAUCGUUAAAACUUGUGACUUGUUGUAACAAAGCGCCCCAUUUAGAACACUAGUGUAUGUAUACGUGGUAUGAGGUCAAUGGUGCAAUAAAGUUAGUUAAAUAAAGGUGUAUUGAAUUGUA